Messenger RNA from Alternaria hordeiaustralica, 2427 nucleotides. RefSeq lists its product as uncharacterized. The record is from RefSeq and is a predicted model, not a curated record. The transcript has 3 exons. Lineage: Eukaryota; Fungi; Ascomycota; Dothideomycetes; Pleosporales; Pleosporaceae. The coding region runs from base 1 to 2427 and encodes 808 amino acids.
AUGGAGCCUCAGAUGGCUGUGUCACUGGCUUCAGCUGUCAUACAACUUGUCGACUUUUCGAGGAAAGUGGCCCAGAAGGACAAGGUGGGCAAAGUAUACAAAUCCACCGGCACUACCCUAAGAGAGGCUACACUGCUCGAUGACGCCAUCGCUAAUCUCGGCGACUUAUCACAACAACUUGAGAAGGCACGACGCAUAUACUACAAGUCACAUAUAUCCCCUGAUCAGGAAGUUGCAGAUGCACAACUUAUGGCAUUGGCGAAAGAUGGCGGGGGAGUGGCGAAGAUCUUACAGGCCACACUGGAUCAAGCGAAGCGAAACCAUGACGUGGACGAGCAGACGGUACUUGCACAAGGACUACGCAGCGUUUUGAGCUUGUACUACAGCCAGAAGACGAUAUGUGAUCUUGCGGAUAGACUUGACUCUAUUCGUAAGCAAGUAGAUGUCGCUCUGCUCGCCGCGCUCCGACAGCAUGCGACUCGACAGCAUUCAGUUCAUUCGGAGAAAAGACGGCUUCCGGUGGACGGCAAUACAGGACCUGAUGUACUUCUACUCCAGUCUAUCGCGCAUCACGAUUGGAAGACUAUGGAGACGGUUGAUGUCUCGGCAUUUUCAGACACAUUUGAGAACUCCGUCGUAAGCAAUGAUAUGGAAGGCCGUUUCGCCAGCUUGAUGUUGGCGCGCUUGCAUUUCAUUGGCAUGCACGAUCGGUACAAGGCGAUUCCUAUUGCGCACCCAGGAACCUCGCGAUGGAUAUUAGAUGCAAGUCCCGAACAGCCCAACACUGAUGACUUUGACUCCUUUCCUCGGUGGCUCGCAGCAACAGGGUCUAGCAAUGCAUAUUGGAUCAGUGGGAAGCCGGGUACUGGGAAGAGCACGCUGACGAAGUUCUUGUCUAGUCACCGUUGCACUACCGCUCACCUGCGCGCUUGGGCAAAAGGAAGAAAACUCGUCAAAGGGAGCUUCUUCUUGUCUAGUCUGGGCAACCACAUGCAAAAGUCGCGUAUGGGGCUGCUACAAGCCUUGCUUCACUCUGCGCUCAAAGGCGACAUGGAAAUCCUGAUCCAGGUCUUUCGUCAUCGCUGGCAACAAUUCCUUGCUUCUGGUGGAGGACGACAACCUUUCACAUGGCUUGAGCUGCGUCAGGCCUUUAUAACAAUGAUCUCCACGCCUAGCACACCAACAUCGUUCUUCUUCGCAAUCGAUGGCCUAGACGAACUCGAAGGCGGCCUGAAAGACAUUCUUCAAUUAAUCAAAGAUAUAGCCAAAUAUCCAAAUGUCAAGGUUUGCGUUGCUAGUCGGUCGUCGCCAGAGCUUCUUCGCGCAUUGGCAGGCCAUCCUAAUCUACGCCCUGAACGUUGGAAUCGCCAGGAUAUCUGCAACUACGUCACGGCCUCCCUGGCAAGGUCGCAAGUAUACGUCAAGCUCAGCAAAACAGAUCCCACUCGCGCUACUGAACUGGUCAAAGGCAUAGCUAAGAAGGCAGCCGGCAUCUUUCUCUGGGCAUACAUCGUGUCGCAAUUGUUGCUAGACGAUAUGUCACCGACGUCCCGUAUAGGCAGUCUCAUUGCUCGGCUCGAGACAAUGCCAUCUGGACUAGAGCAACUGUUUACCAAACUCCUCGGACGUCUGGACAAGAAGCUUCUCAAGCACGCGUCCCAACUCCUUCGUCUGAUGACGAUAAAACCACGGCCCCUUCUUCUCGAGCUAUGGUUUGCAGACGGUAACAACGACGACGCGGCAUUGAGGAAUGAAGCCCGACCGCUGUCAGACAAUGAGAUAUACGAGCGUCUCGAAAUGAUGAACCCGUCUCACGUUACCUGGACACACCGCAUUGCGAAAGACUUUGUCCGAUCUCAACGAAUAUGGAACAUCAUGCUCGACAAUACGGGGCAUGAUGCUUUCGAUCCUGAAUGGCACUGGGCCAACGGUCAACUAGGUCUAUUCAAGACUGUUGCCGGGACCACCAGUACCAAGACCUCUCACUUCAUAUUUUGCGUGGAUUACGCCCUGCGACUAGAACAGCGGCUCAAUAUUUGCCCAGUCAAGUUUCUAGAUGAAGUCGGGCGUACCACAACAAUAUACGCGACUGUAUACGAUGACAUCGUGCCUCGGAAACUCAGAGGCACCGUCAACAGCUUUCUAGAGUUCGCUGUGCUGUUCAAUCUCGUUAGCUACGUUCGUGGCAGAGGCCUAACCCUAUCGAAAGAGGAGUUAUUACAUGCUUCUCGCUUGUUAGGCGCGCUGGACGCAAAGAAGUGGGAAGUGUUCGUAAAGCGUUUUGACCACCCUGGGAUCUGGAGUACGGAGUUUGAAGAGAGAAAAAAGGACAUGCAACAGGUGAUGGACAGCUUGCUUGAUCGCGGAGGCGGUGAGUCAAGAUGGCAAAGAGCGAGGAAGAGACUAUCUGGGCAGAAGAAGAUAUGA